UUGCACGUGUGGGGGCUAAGGAGUGUGGACUGUCAGGGCUGCUGCUUCUGCUUCGCACAGUGGGUACAUCUCCUGGUGCUGCCUCGCAUCCAUCCCCCCCUUUUACCCAUGCUGCCUCCCUGCUUCAUCUCUCGCUCCUCAGGUUGCUUUCGAGUUGGCAAUGCGCAGCUCCCGAGGCGCUGCAGCAGAAAGCAGAAGCUGGCUGUGUCAAUCCCCACCUGGAUGCUGCUGCUGCCUGGGUCCAGGAAAGGCUGCACCUGCUGCUGCUGAGGCUCGUCGUCGUGUGUUGCCAAAUGGGAGGGACAAGACCCCUGGUGCUGUUGGUGGUGCAGUUGCUGGAGAGGGAAACAAUCGCAGAUUCGUAGUGUCAUCACCCGACGUAUUGUUCGGAACUCUUCAAUCUGUUUCCGAGUCACAAGUUGGAGGUGGAAGGUGGAACAGGAUUUGAGAAAGAGAGUGAAAGACAGCGCAAGCAGAGGAGGAGGAGGAGGAGGAGGAGGAAGAAGAAGAAUAAGAAGAAGCUCUCUUUGAACUUGAAAAGGCAACGGGUACAUUCUUUAAUUGUCACAGUUCAAAUGAGUUUCUAGCGUCUCAGCAGGGAAGCGUGGACAAGGUUUAAGCGGCCAGUCGCUUCUAGAAGUUUGUUUGUGAAUGUUGCAUUGUUCGGCAUGAUAGCUCAUUGAAGAUGAGAGCACUGUGGUGUACAAGGUGGUGAUGCUUGUGAACCGAUGAGAAAGGGCUUUGGUUGGUUGAUCAGAUUUGAGUUCAGGGGGAGAGAAUGGGGUGCUUGUGGUCGAAGCACUUCGAGGCCCCUGUGUCCACUCCAGCAAUUCCAGAAGUAGAUCAUAUUAAUUCAGGCGCAGAGAACGGACGACGAGUUGAACCAGAAGAAGUUCCAGCGUUCAGAGAAUUCACUUUGGAGUCAUUGAGAGCGGCCACCAAUUCCUUUAGCAGUGAUCAGAUAGUUUCAGAAAGUGGAGAGAAAGCACCUAAUUUUGUGUAUAAAGGCAGGUUGGAUCAAAAACGUUUCAUUGCCAUCAAACGCUUCCCUAAGGCUGCCUGGCCUGAUGCCAAAGGCUUUGCGGAUGAAGCAUGGAAGGUGGGCCAAGUUCGGCACGAAAGAUUGGUGAAUCUAAUUGGGUACUGCUGUGAGGGUGAUGAGCGUCUUCUUGUCGCGGAGUAUAUGCCAAAUGACACUCUCGCAAAGCAUUUGUUCCACUGGGAAAAGCAGCCAAUGCAAUGGGCGAUGCGGUUGCGAGUUUCUUUGUAUAUUGCACAGGCUUUAGAUCAUUGUGCCAAUAGUAAUCUACGUUUGUACCAUGAUCUCAAUGCCUACCGCGUCCUGUUUGAUCAGGAUGGAGACCCACGUCUCUCCUGUUUUGGGCUCAUGAAGAACAGCAGAGAUGGGAAAAGCUACAGCACCAAUCUGGCUUACACUCCUCCUGAGUACUUAAGAACAGGGAGGGUGACGCCUGAAAGUGUCAUUUACAGCUACGGAACGGUUCUGCUGGAUUUGUUGAGUGGGAAGCAUAUACCUCCUAGCCAAGCUCUGGACUUAAUUCGUGGCAAGAAUAUGAUCCUGCUCAUGGAUUCGUCCUUUGGAGGACAGUUCCCAAAUGAUGACGGCACAGAGUUGGUUCGACUCGCAUCUCGCUGUUUGCAAUUUGAACCUCGAGAGCGCCCGAAUGCGAAGAUGCUUGUUAGUGCACUCACUCCUCUGCAGCGUCGAACAGAGCAAAUCCCUUCGUACACGUUGAUGGGUAUCCAAAGAGGAGAUCGUCGAGCUUCUCCCCCUCUUCCGUUGUCACCACUGGGCGAGGCGAUUGCUCGAAAUGAUCACACAGCGGUGCACGAAAUUCUCGUGAAAACUGGCUAUAAAGAUGAUGAAGGUGCAGAGAAUGAGCUUUCCUUCCAAGUGUGGACAAAGCAGAUGCAGGACAUGCUGAAUUCUAGGAAGAAGGGAGAUAUGGCAUUCCGUGACAAGGACUUCAAGAUGGCCAUUGAUUGCUACACGCAGUUUGUCGAUGUAGGCACUAUGACUUCGCCCACCGUUUUCGCUCGUCGAAGUCUAGCUUACUUACUUAGCGACCAAGCCGAAGCAGCCUUGCGUGAUGCUAUGCAAGCCCAGUACGUGCACCCCGAGUGGCCGACCGCUUUCUACAUGCAAGCAGCAGCUCUCGGCAAGCUCGGAAUGGAGACUGAUGCUAGCGACAUGCUGAAAGAAGGCGCUGCACUCGACUUGAAGAAAGCCAACAGUUUCCAUCGUUGAAGCGGGCGAGAGACUUCCCAUUUCCCCAUUCUCAUUGAAUCUCUUUUUCCCCUCAUCCCUGAAAAUCCAUGAAGCAAGCUCAAGGUUUUGUGGUAGAUUCCACCGCAGAUAUGGGCCCUGCUUUCUCUCGGUCUCGAACGCGAAUGACAUGUUGGAACACGCAUUGUGACCAGAAGCGUGAGUAGAAUCAGAUUUUCUCUGCUUGAGCAGAACCAGGGAGGUGAGGAAUGAGUCUCGCUCCCAUUUGGGUCGAGAGUCUCUCUUGCCCAAGUGUGAAUCAGUCAUGGCAGGUAGAAGGCAAUACAAUGGUGGGAGUUGGGGUGUAAAAUAAGAACUUUGGGGUGCUAGAUUUAUGAUCAGCUCUGCCGUCUU
Messenger RNA from Physcomitrium patens, 2641 nucleotides. The record is from RefSeq and is a predicted model, not a curated record. Lineage: Eukaryota; Viridiplantae; Streptophyta; Bryopsida; Funariales; Funariaceae.